AUGUUUGUUGAGCGGAAAGCUGAGCUCAUCUUACCAUCUGGAUUCGAUAAUAUUGAAAGCUACGCUGCUACCUUAGAGGAAUAUCUAUCUUCUGAGCUUGUGCAAUCUCUCUUGAACGGUCAUCCUAAUGAGAUAGCAAAAUCUGGUCCUCCCCUUGCAUGGAAUGAGUGGUGGAAAUGGGCAUCCUCCCUCAACUCCGGCGACAUUCCUCUCCAUUUAACUGAAAGUAUCAAGCUUGACUUGCCCGGCUCACUGUCGAAACUUCUGAGAGAUGCUUCUCGUCUAGCUUUGCCGCGGGCCUCUGUACCCCAUAUUCCUCUCCCACGACCUCUACCUAAGGGACAGACCCCCAAGAAAGUCCACGAAGUGCGACACUUCAGCAAACUUAUUGCUGAACUGUCUGCGGACAUUGGUGUUGAUAAUAUUGUCGAUGUGGGCUCUGGACAGGGCUAUCUAUCUCUGGAGCUUGCUUCCAAGCAUGGAUUGAACGUCCUCGCGCUAGAUUUCUCUGAAGUCCAAACCAGCGGGUCAAUUCACUGGGCUCAACAAGCGAAGGAGCAGAACUUGAAGCUCUCACACGUCACACAUCAUAUCUCACAGGCCACCCUACCUGGCCUUGUCCAGAAUUGGAUCGAUGGCAGACAUCUCGCGCGAUCGAACAGGAAUGUCAUCGUGAUUGGUCUUCACGCAUGUGGAUCACUCACAGUGGAGGUGCUUCGAGCUUGCAUGGACAACAUGAAGCCGCAGGAUGAUGGUGCUGCUGAUCAUUGGAAGAUCAAAGCGUGCGCGAUUGUCGGAUGUUGCUAUAACAUGCUCUCCGACCAUGACAAGCAUGUCUCAAGACUGACAGCACCACCUUUACCAUCCGACGCGUUCCAGUUAGCAGCUCAGCCAUGGUUACCGCCUUCUCCUGCAGAACUCUCUCUCACCUUGAAGAAGAUUACCUAUCGCGCUCUUUUCGGUCGUCUUCUCUAUGAAAAAGAUAUCGAGCUGCCGACCGACACUAGAGUCAGAAGGCUGAAGGACUCAGCCUAUUCAAACUGGGGCACAUAUAUCCAAGCCGCCUCAAGUAGAAUGGGCGUUAGUCCUCAGCUUCUCGACAUAAAUUCAGUAUGGACAGAAGAGAUGCGGCAACUUUCCACAACAGUAAGCAUGCUACACGUCCUUCGAUCGAAGCUUGGACCAGUAAUAGAGAGUUGGAUACUACUUGACCGGUAUGUCUGGCUCUGUGAGCAGCUAGAAGAACCUGGUUUAGCAAGCGUGGAGAUGAAGUGGGUAUUCGAUAGCGGUAUCAGUGCAAGGAGCGCGGUGUUCAUCGUGAAAGUGUUACAUUAUUGA
Molecule: messenger RNA, 1338 nt
Organism: Dacryopinax primogenitus
Lineage: Eukaryota; Fungi; Basidiomycota; Dacrymycetes; Dacrymycetales; Dacrymycetaceae
Exons: 4
Coding region: 1-1338 (445 amino acids)
Source: RefSeq, a predicted model, not a curated record